Molecule: messenger RNA, 489 nt
Organism: Durotheca rogersii
Lineage: Eukaryota; Fungi; Ascomycota; Sordariomycetes; Xylariales; Xylariaceae
Exons: 2
Coding region: 66-422 (118 amino acids)
Source: RefSeq, a predicted model, not a curated record
CUCGGGCAUAGCAUAACAAUCAGGUGAGCUACCUCAAUCGGUCUCCGUCAUCGAGUCAGAACAAGAUGCCUCGUAAAUCUCGCAAAGACUCCGGUUGCGUCGGAGGCGAUGGCGCGUCUCAAAUUACUGCCGUCGAGUUGAAGAUUCUCAACGUGAUCUUCAAAAAUUGCGAUGCGACAAGCAAGCCUCGGCUAACCGACUGGGAUGGUAUCGCCAAACCCCUUGAUAUGAAAGACGGCAAGUCGGCCAAGGAGAGGUUUAGACAGAUAUGCAAAAAAAUGGGUUGGUUCGAGAACAAGGAGGGAGCGGAUCAACAAGCUACACCAUCUAGAAAGAAGCGGGCCCUCGAGGACGCCGAUGACAACAGGAUGGCCUCGAGCAAGAAAAUAAAGGUCGAAGGCGAGGACAGUGGCCAUGCCUAGUUCAUUGGAGAGAUUUACCUGCGAUUCUGUGGGUUUGAAUGCUUGGCUGGGUUGAUUCGUAUUGUGA